Homarus americanus (American lobster) is the source of this 1281-nucleotide messenger RNA. Its product is annotated as solute carrier family 23 member 2-like. Gene Ontology annotation, biological process: transmembrane transport. The transcript is spliced from 8 exons. NCBI's taxonomy places the organism in Eukaryota, Metazoa, Arthropoda, Malacostraca, Decapoda, Nephropidae. The record is from RefSeq and is a predicted model, not a curated record. Gene Ontology annotation, cellular component: membrane. The coding region runs from base 16 to 1281 and encodes 421 amino acids. Gene Ontology annotation, molecular function: transmembrane transporter activity.
GCAGCACUACUUGUUAUGAUUAUUGGCACCAUCUUCUUCUUCAUCACUAUCUUGCAGCACUACUUGACUAUGGUUAUUGGCACCAUCAGCGUUCCCCUUAUCCUGACGCCCCUCUUAUGCAUCGAUGACAGUGACCCAGUCCGAGGCCAGAUAGUAUCUACCACCAUCUUCGUCUCUGGCAUCAUCACUCUCUUACAAGCCUCCUUUGGUACCAGGCUGCCUAUCGUGCAGGGUGGUACCUUCAGCCUGAUGGUGCCCACUAUUGCCAUCCUCAACACCAACUUUGAGAGUUGUGACCAAUUGCCGCUGACCAACAUGACUACUGAGGAACGGGAGGAGGUAUGGCAGGUCCGCAUGCGGGAGGUUCAAGGCGCCAUAGCUGUGUCUGCUAUCUUUCAGGUCGUCAUCGGUUUCACAGGGUUGAUGGGCAUCCUGCUAACAUGGAUCACGCCCCUAGCCAUCGCUCCUGCAGUGACACUAGUAGGACUCUCACUGAUUAGCGUGGCGACAGAAAAGGCAGCACACCACUGGGGCAUCUCCUUCAUGACGAUGGUGCUGAUGAUCGUAUUGUCUCAGCACAUGAGGAAUGUGGCUGUGCCUUUCCCCACCUACAACACAAGCUCUGGCUGUGGCGUCUCCUACGUCUAUAUCUUCAAAAUCUUUCCGGUGCUGCUGGCAAUCAUGCUCUCAUGGGGGUUAUGUGCAAUUCUUACGGCUACUGGGAUGUUUGCUGAGGGUAGCAAGGCCAGGACUGACAUGACUACGGACCUCUUCAGUGACUCUCCAUGGUUCAGGCUCCCUUAUCCAGGUCAAUGGGGUGCGCCAACAGUGUCUGCGUCUGGGGUGUUAGGCAUGCUGGCUGGUAUCUUUGCCUCCAUAAUUGAGAGUAUCGGCGACUACUACGCUUGCGCCAGAAUUGCAGGAGCUCCACCGCCGCCUACUCACGCCAUCAAUCGGGGCAUUGCUAUAGAGGGCAUCGGGUGUAUAAUAGCAGGAUUGUGGGGUACAGGAAAUGGAACUACAUCCUACUCUGAAAAUAUUGGUGUUAUCGGUGUUACAAAGGCCAUGUCUACUCUUGUCUCUGGAAUGCCUUCACCAGGGAUAUUUCUUGGAUCAGGGGACGCGGGAAACCCCCCCCACACUUCUGCUCUCCGCUCGCCUUUGGAUCAUACCGAUGACAUGCACGUGGACUACGUAUCUCCGCCACGAUGGACGUCCCCCAUUAACCCUUCGACCUCCUCCUCGUCACUGCAACUACUGACUCACACGUCAUCAAACUAA